CUUUGCGGUCAAUGUAACCCAGCUGUUUAUCAGAGCUGCAGUCGUGUUCUAUUUUUACCGUCUCCAUGUAUGAAAACCUAUUAUAACUUUUCGAGCAACUACUUGGAAAAGCCGCCGUUUUCCAAGUACAGGGGUAUCACACAAAAGACGGCCAUGUUCAUGUGGUCUGGUAGAACACAAGUAGGGAUCCUUAGACACUCCACAGCUUACUGAUUGUUACGAGACGUUUCCCGAAGAACAACAUUUACUCCGAGAUAAAACGAACAUGGCCGAGAGUCGUACGAAGAAAAAAUCUCCACGUCAAAAAGAAAGUGAUACAAAAAUAGAGCAAAGAGGUGAAACUAUCAAUAACUACAUCACGUUGAAGAACCCUGGUAUUGUCCAAGUCGGAAGUGGAAAUGUAGUUUUCAAAGAAGGAAAAUCGUUACUGGACGAUACACAAGGAGGAAUAAGCAAGAAUGACGUGUUUGUUGGUAUGGUAAAUAGCAUAAUAAACCCAACAUGUUCCGAAAAAGCGAUAGAGAUGUCUAUGAAAAUUGUUGAAGAGCGUUUCACAAAGCAAUAUAGAAGACAUUGUUCCACUGUCAAGUCAUUUAAAGAUGCAUAUGGAGCACCUCUUCGAAAGUUUAUUGAAACUAAUAGUGAAUAUUAUGACAUGUACUCUACAAAAGGAAAACAAACAAUCAGGUUGAAAUGGAGAGACAGGAAGAAAUCUGAGGACUCAAAGGAAGUAAGAAAAAGUGUGACAUGUACAGCAAGUGUUCAUUCAGAUCCGAAAUCGACCUUGCCAUUAAAAGAAGCAAGAAAUGAGUGCACAGAAGAGAAAGUUGAGGUUCAGAAACUUGGUGAAGCUUCUGGAUAUGCAACAGAAAAUGACGAUGAUGAAGAAAACUUGAACUCGGAGCCAUGGCAGCAACAAAAAUCAAAACGCAGUGAAAAAAAAUCGGUUCUGAAAGUCCACAGUGUAGAAACUUCUCAAUCUAUUUCUAAAGAGGAGUCAACAUCUUCUGGCACAGAGGAAAUAUACAAUUCAGAGAGGUUUAUGGUUCGAGAUUUGUUGAGGAAGGAUGAAAGUGAUGUACUUCUGUUUUACCCAGAUGAAUCAAUAUACAUGGAUGGACAAGCAAUCUUUAUGCAGGAUAUAGUAUCUCUAUGGAAUACCCCCUCAAGACACACAUCAUCUGUUGUGAUUGGAGUGUGCUUGAAUCAGACAAAACCACAUUCUGUGGUAGGAGUUCGGGUUCGAUCAAGUGAUGAUUUUUAUCAGGCUUAUUUUAACAAAGAUCAUUUUUCGAUGAUGCCUAAUUUCAAGUACAAAGAAGUAGUUUACCAAGACAAAGUAAUUGGUAUUAUUGAUGUUCAAAGCAGCUAUGGCCAAGGCGUGCCUUCAGUUGUUACUAAAGACUUCACAGAUAGUAACCAGCUGACUCUUACAGCAGGUCAGUUGUGGGUCAGGUCUGGGAGACAUAAUCGACUCAGUCUGCCACAGGAUUUUCUGACAGGCCAGAUUUAUCAGUGGUUUGGUGGAACUGGUCAGAUGUCUGUGGAGGAAAAUACAGAAACAACCAGACAAGUAAUAGAUAAAGGGGAUUUUGAGUAUCCUGAUGAAGAAUACUCAGCAACAAUCAAGAGAGGAGUGACAACAGCUGAUUUUUGUUCUGCAGUAGAUUACUUCAAAAAGGGACAUUUUGUAUUGAUUACAGGCAGUUUACCAGAAUCAGUAAGACAUGUGGAUAAUUUGGCACUCGUGUCAUGGCUAGCUGUGUACGACUUUGAGGAGUCUAGUAGACACUCAGGUUUGCUUUCAUGUUUGGAGGAUGUUAUAAAGAGGAAAAGGUACCUACAUGUGUCGACAUGGAAAGAUUCCCCACAGGGUAUUACAGAAAGUGGCACCCAAUGGAUAUGUCUUCGUGGACUUUGUGAAAUACCAGACACCCAAACUUCACACAACCCAAAUGGAUGGUUGCAGCUUGUCAAAGGAAAUCUGAACAGCACUUGUCUUAACCUGGCAAGAUUUUCAGAAGAUUAUACAGUGCUUAGAUUAAUUGUACUAUGGCCAGAUAAUGAAAUACAAGCCCAGUGCGUCUACAAAUUCCUGUGCAAGUUAAAUGACCACUUCCAUGUUCAACCAAAGAUUAUUGUUUGCUUAUUACAAGAACUAAAUUCAAGCGUUGGAAAGUCAGUUUUACAGCUUCUUGAAUCUGACUACAAUACCAACUUAGUUCAGCUGAAGAUUGAUUUGGAAAGUCUUUGUUUAUCUGUGGGGAACAUGCUGAAAGAGAUUUCGAAACAAAGAGAAAUGGAUUACUCUCUUCCAAAGCAAGAAAGUCAUAUGCAUGCUGAUGUAACAGACAAAGAUGCAGCUUGGCUACGUGAGGACUUAGUGGUUCUGUACUUGUCCAGUCCGUACACUAAAGGGGAAGCUGAUGUUGAAGAACUGACAAAAGAAGUGGAUUGUUUCUUCAAGGGGGGGUCACUUCACUGGUGUGCCAGAUACGCCUUUGGAACAACACACGUUGAUGUUGAAAGAGACAUCAUGAAAUAUAUCAUUGAACAUGUAGAGCAGAAACUCAUUAAGGAAUUUAGAAGUGCUACUGUCACAAUAUUUCAUGCCCCCGGUGCUGGAGGAACAACACUAGCGCAACGAAUAUUGUGGGAAUUGAGAAAGAUAUGUCCAUGUUGUCAACUUAAACAGAGGCCUGGCAUAUUGAUUGAGGAAGUUUUGGCAAAAAUACAAUAUCUGUACGAUGUUUCUGGCCUCCCAGUUGUUCUUUUGAUUGACGGGGAAGAUGAACCUCGUGUGAAGCAAAUUAUGAAGAAAUUGAAAUCAGGAUGCAUCAUUGUCAUCUAUGCAAAACGUUAUCCUUAUGCAAUAAAAGAGCCACUUCAACGUCCAAAAGACAACAAAUUUUGGUUAAGAGGAGAAGUAACAGAAGACGAAGCCAAAAUCCUUUCUUUCAAAUUCCUUGAAAGAUGUCAAGAAGAUAAUAGGAAAAAGGUACUAUCCAAAAUGUGCAAAGAUGUUCAACAGAAAAAGAGGCAUCAUGUGAUGUAUGAAUUCGGUAUGGCAGUGUAUCAUCACGAGUUCAGAGGAAUAGAAACAUAUGUGAAAGGGUAUCUUCGGUUGGAGGAAAACCCCACAAGGCACCUUUUGUCAUGGCAGAAGAUCCUCGGUUACCUGUCACUUGUAUAUUUCUAUGGUCAGACGUCCAUGCCAUGUCAAGUGUUUGCUCGACUUUUGGGAAAACAGUCAAACUUUGAUGUAUGUAUAGAUGACUUUCCAUACCCAAUCAUGGAGUUUGUUGUUGAAGAUGCAUCCGAUGGUCGGGAAAAGAACAUACGGAUCAGCAAUUACUACCUUGCAAAGGAAAUUUUGGAACAAGUUUUGAAUCGGUCAAGCACCAAACAAGACACAAGGCUUCAAACCCUAAGCAAGAAGGCUAAACACAAUCUAAAGGAGUUUUGCCUUGAGUUUAUUUCCAUGUUUAGUUCAAGGAGGACCAGGUCAUCUUUGACAGCUCACAAUAUAAUCAAAAUUCUUACGAGGACAUUCAUUUACAGAGAUAACAAAGAUGUUGGAGAAAAUGAAGUUCAAAUUAAGAAAAGACCUCUUUUUUCACAACUGAUAUGUGACAUUGACAUGAAUUCACCAUUCACAGGAAGACUAGAAGUUCUUAGGAGACUAUCAUCUUCUUUUCCCGAUGAUCCAAAUUUCCUUGCUCAUCUUGGACGUUUCUAUGCACACUGCCGACAAGAAGAAGAGGACAAGGCAGAGAGAUGUUUUGAAGAUGCCCUUGAUCUGUGCAAGAAAUGGAACGAUGGUCCACUUACCUCUGUAACAGAGGAAUGGAGGAAGCUGACAUUGAUGCACAUAUACCACAUGUAUGGUACCAUAUAUCAACGUCGUGUUGGAAAGUACACGGGAAGAAGCCAAGGUAGCAAACCAGAAACUGAGACAACUGAAGGAGAAUUUAACCUUCGAAUUGAAGAACUCGUGAGAGAUGCAGAUACAGCUUGUAGCUAUUUUACACAUUGCAGGCAAAAUGCACCUUCAGGUUAUGAAGAGUGUUAUGGAUAUUCCAGUGAAAUCCGCGUUCGCCUGCAAGUAUGUGAUUUUGUCAACAGAAACUACACUAACGGUGGAGUAUCAGGCUUCCUAACCAAACAUGGUCGUCAUGGCGAACCAGUAGCAGAGUUUAUCAUGGACAGCAUUACUGAUAUCGAAGAUAUGAUUCUUGAAUGUUACAGUCUCAUUGACCCUGGAAAUCUUGAUCAAACAUUUCAUUCAGCCGUCCUUUGGUACGAUCAGCUGUUUGAAAGAAAUAUGUUUGACAUUCACAGACUUGACAAUAUGUCAGUGACAUCAAGGAGACUGCUGAUAGCUGCAAACAAACUCAAAUACACCAGAAAAGGUCACCACAGUGUGUUUGAGAUCAGUAAUAUUCCAGAAGCAGAUAUAAUUGAGUUCAUCAAUCUCUAUGAAGAGAACUUCAAAGACGCAUCAGUGAUGGGGGACUUCAGCAAGAGGCAGCUUGAGUCAGACUUUAAAGAAUGGCUUGUUGCCAUACGACACCCACACUUUCCCAGCACGUAUUCAGAACAAGAUGUUCUCAGCAAGAUCAGAUACUGGUAUGAAACACUUCACAGCCCAACAUCAACAUUCUACCUCUUUGUCGUGUUGAGCCUUGUUGGCUUUGGAUCAGCAGAGUGCAAAGGAAAUAGUGAGAGUCUCGUUCAAGCCCAAAUGCUAAAGGACGAUAUGGACAAAUUCAUCAAAUCUGUUUCAAAACCAAGAUAUCCCCAGGAAUGGCUUGGAAAGAACAACUCUGGCAUUAAGCGUCUAAUACCCCGAAGCCGUUUAUCUGCUCAGAUUGAAGGAAGGAACAUACAGAGUACUCCACACAGCCUUUUGGUCUGCAAGGGAACGAUUGCUCACCCCAACAGCAACCGGUUGUCUGGAUACAUAGACCUAGACCUCGGACAGAAUUCCGUGCCAGUUAAGGUAUUUUUCAUUCCAAUUAGAGCUGGUUUGGUUGGAACUAGAUUUGCUGGACAACGUGUUCAAUUUUACCUUGCGUUCUCGUUUCAUGGUAAUGAAGCUUAUAAUGUUCAGGAACUAACGAAACACCAAUGCUUGGUUUGCUUAAAGAAAACAGAGAUACAGAUGGAUAAAGAAACUGUUCAGUGUUCAUGUGGAGCUGUGGUGGAAAAGCACGAGUUACUGUAAACAUUACUGAAUCAAUGUAUGAUUACAGAUGAUGCCAGACCCUCACAUGAAAGGGUCGGACUGUCUUAGCUUUUGAAAGGAGAAAAGAUAGAGUUUUGAUUUGCAUUAACAUAAAUAUUGUAUUACCAUUACUGUUAAUGUUGAAAUCUGUAUUAACUAAGUCGGGUUACUGUGCAUGAGUCGUAGGUUGUUUGAAACUAAGAAUGGCGACAUCAAAUCCCAAUCUGUAUUAGUCAAAUGCUAAGUUAUCCAGUUGUGUGUGAGAGUAGUAUAUGUGGUACUGUGACAGUAAGAGAAAAGAAACAAUAUUGUCAGUAUAAAGCAACAUGCGCGGGAGGCCUACAUUCGUCAUGAAUAAAGAUCAUAUAGGUCAGUAUAUAGAGUGAGUGAGUGAGUUUGGUUUAACGCCGCUUUUAACACUAUUCCAGUCAUAUCGCGGCGUGUCAGCUUAAUGUGGGAGGAAAGCCCGAAGUGAUGCAGGUUGUCAGUUUAUAGAAGCUUAGUUUCGAAUUUCAACAUCUUGUAUCUACUUUUGUCGCUAUUGUUGCAAAAUAAAUCUCCAAUGACGUUUUGAAAUAAUGAAAAGUGGUUUGCCUAAACUUACGAUUCUCCAAAUCUGUCAGCCAUUGAAAAUAUUUAAAAUCUCAUGUCUAUCUAAUAUCAAAGUCAUCUGUGAGGUUAUUACGAGAAAUGGUUGUAUCAUUCAUUGCCAGUUACUCUUGCACUUUUACUUGUUUAAUCCUGAAUCUUGGUAAAUGUUGGAUCUCAGGAAGUUGUGUUGAAUGUGGUCGAAAUCAGGAAAUGAUAUAUUUGAACUGAAAGUAAAUGGUCGAAUGUAACAAUUUUUUUAUUUGGGAUAACACUUUCUUAGUAAAGUACAGAUUCUCGUACAUU
Haliotis rufescens (red abalone) is the source of this 6121-nucleotide messenger RNA. RefSeq lists its product as uncharacterized. Bases 266 to 5227 code for a protein of 1653 amino acids. The record is from RefSeq and is a predicted model, not a curated record. The transcript has 4 exons. NCBI's taxonomy places the organism in Eukaryota, Metazoa, Mollusca, Gastropoda, Lepetellida, Haliotidae. Gene Ontology annotation, cellular component: cytoplasm.